Molecule: messenger RNA, 531 nt
Organism: Trypanosoma grayi
Lineage: Eukaryota; Euglenozoa; Kinetoplastea; Trypanosomatida; Trypanosomatidae
Exons: 1
Coding region: 1-531 (176 amino acids)
Source: RefSeq, a predicted model, not a curated record
AUGCCGCGAAAAACAACCAAGCGGAAGCGGCACUCGAGCAGCUCGGCGAGCGACGAUGGCUCCAGCGACAAUGAGCGUGGGAGGCGCGGCAACGCCUUGUCCAAGUUUGAAGAAUUCGAUGUCUCGGAGGUGCUUCAGAAGCCACAGGAGGCGCAAGAAGCUCAGCUAGUAAUGGAGCCGCAAGACGGCAACACCAACAAUGACGUUAACAACAACAGCGACAGUGCCACAACAAGUGCUACAGCUACAACUGCCGCUGUCGUUGCUCCUGAACCUGCUGCUGAACCGCAGGAGCCGCCAGCGCCCAUUCCGCAGCUCAUUCCACCGGAGCCUUUGAGGGACCUUCCACCAGAUGAGGAGUUCGUGCCGCUGACUACGAUUCAGGUUGUGCCGAUGAUGAACCGCAACGUUGAGGCGCAGAACGGCCUGCUGAAAGAGCCCGCAGCGCCGGCCAGGAUUCAACGUGUGACGCAGCCAGGUGUGCCAGCCCCAGCGAUGCCCACAAUACUUAUGCAACUUCUAAGCGCGUGA